CGGCGAUGGGCGGACGGGCCUGCAGGGACUGAACGGAGGUGGGUGAGACUCGAAGAGACCGGAACUGUAAUCCGGGAGCGGGGAGAAUUGAGAUACAGAACGACCUCGGGGGUGGUCCGGAGCCUAUAUCGUAAGUCAAGACGUGCAUCUGAUGUGCUUGAGAUCCACAGUUGGGUUGCGGUAACAGCAUUUGUGGAAUCUCUACACGGGACAAAAGGCCUCAUCUUUAUUGAAAUGCUCUCUGUCAGGGCAUGAUGUGCAGGUAAUGUGGCACACCCUUCCACGGACUUGAAAUGUCUGACGCAUCCAUCUCAGGGAGCGAGCCGGAGUUGGACCCAGAGGAUAUGGAGGGAGGAGAAGACGAUGAGGAGGAGGAUGACGAAGAUGAGGAGGAGAAUGGAAUGGAUGAUGACAAUGAUGGUGAUGAUGAGGAUGAUGCGCAUGAUAAGGAAAAGUCUCAGACAGCAGCCCUGGGAGCUGAUAAGUCUGAGCAUGUUGGAAAGGAGGCAUGGAAACGUUCAACUACCUCAGGACAAAGUGGGAAAGUAGCAAACAAUGAAGGGACAACAAAGAAGAGGUCUCAAAAACCUGCACAUAUGAGAAGAAACAUCAGGAAACUUCUCCGGGAGGAUCAACUCGAAGCCGUGACCAAAACCGCUCAGCAAGAAGAGUUAGAAAGAAGAAAACGCCUAGAGCAGCAGCGGAAAGAUUACCCUGUGCCCCUCAUCCCAACCUUGCCCCCUGGCUCCCUAGACUUCCUGCACGAUGAGAUUGAAUUGGGAACAGCAGAUGUGUCACAACUCGUGUCCAGUCAGGAGGUCAUCUGUCUGGAUACAAGUAGUGGUGACAGUGAUGACGACUCGAAACUAGCGGGCAUCAAAGAUGAAGUUAUAGAGUUGAGCUCUGGAGAGGAGGACUCUUUGCAUAUAGUGGAUAGUGGCGAGUCGACCAAUGAUGCUGAUGAAGAUCUUAACACUGAGAACAGUGGCUCCCAUGUCAAUGAUGCUUUGAACCAGCCAGAUGCGUUGGGCCUUGUCUUGGUCAAUAUUAAUCACCCACCCAAUGAGAAGGACAUUUACCUAGCUCCACAGCUGGCACGGUCUGUCAAACCUCACCAGAUCGGAGGAAUCCGCUUCCUUUAUGACAACCUCGUUGAGUCUCUGGAGAGGUUCCCCGGCAGCAGUGGCUUUGGAUGCAUCCUCGCGCACAGCAUGGGUCUGGGCAAAACCCUACAGGUCAUCUCAUUCUUGGAUGUGCUUUUCCAACACACACCCGCCAAGACUGUGCUAGCUAUUGUACCGGUGAACACGUUACAGAAUUGGCUGGCUGAAUUUAACAUGUGGCUCCCUUCACCAGAAUCCUUGCCUCCUGAUCACAACCCUGAGCACGUGCAACCUAGAAAUUUCAAGGUUCACUGUAUGAGUGACGAGCACAAAUCCACGGCAGCUCGAGCCAAGGUGGUGAAUGACUGGGUGACUGAAGGGGGCGUCAUGCUCAUGGGAUACGAGAUGUACCGACUGCUUUCCCUAAAAAAAUCUUUCACUGUCGGGAGAAAGAAAAAGAGCAAAAAGGCAGCUGGGCCUGUAAUCAUAGAUUUGGAUGAGGAGGACAGACAGCAGGAGAUGCUAAAAGGGAUAGAGAAAGCCCUCUCAAGACCCGGCCCUGAUGUGGUCAUCUGCGAUGAAGGUCAUCGAAUAAAGAACUGUCAUGCUAGUACCUCUCAAGCCUUAAAAAACAUUAGAUCCCGGCGUCGGGUGGUACUGACUGGCUACCCCCUGCAGAACAACCUUAUUGAGUACUGGUGCAUGGUAGAUUUUGUGCGACCGGAUUUCCUGGGAACCCGGCAGGAAUUUAGCAACAUGUUUGAAAGGCCCAUCCUAAACGGACAGUGUGCUGACAGCACCCCUCAGGACAAGCGUCUUAUGAGAUACCGAAGCCAUGUGUUGCACAGCCUUCUAGAAGGAUUUGUGCAAAGACGUGGACACACAGUCUUGAGGGCUCAGCUCCCAUCAAAAGAGGAGCAUGUUAUACUGGUGCGUCUGUCUCCCAUCCAGAGGGCCCUUUACACUGAAUUUAUGAACCGUUUUCGGGAUGCUGGAAACAGCGGCUGGCUGGGCCUCAACCCCCUGAAAGCAUUCUGUGUGUGCUGUAAGAUCUGGAAUCAUCCCGACAUUCUGUAUGAGGCGCUUCAGAAAGAGAACUUGGCAAACGAGCAAGACCUGGAUGUAGACGACUUAACCACUAAUACCCGCUGCCAGCCGCAGAAUGCAAAGGUGAAGAUGGAGUCUGGAAGCCUCGGUGCCCUCAUGGGAGAAGCGGCUAACAGCAAAAUGUUGCAGGGAAUGACCCUUAAUCCCUCACAGGAGAAGGCCAAUCAAGUUGUUACUUAUGAGUGGGCCAAGGACAUUUUGUGUGACUAUCAGCCCGGUCAGCUGCAUAACUCGCCCAAGAUGGUUCUGCUGUUUCACCUGAUUGAAGAGAGCAUGAAACUGGGAGACAAGAUUCUGGUGUUCAGUCAGAGUCUGUCCACCCUCUCCAUUAUUGAGGACUUUCUAGCGAAACGGCCAAUGCCAGCCACACCAGGGGCAGAUGGCCAGGAAUAUCACACCUGGGUUAGAAACAUCAACUAUUACCGAUUAGAUGGCAGCACAUCCGCCUCUGAAAGAGAGAGGCUAAUAAAUCAGUUUAACGACCCCUCGAACAAACAUGUAUGGCUCUUUCUUCUCUCCACACGUGCUGGCUGCUUAGGUGUAAACCUGAUUGGAGCGAACCGGGUGGUGGUUUUUGAUGCUUCAUGGAAUCCUUGUCAUGAUGCUCAAGCUGUAUGUCGAGUAUACAGAUACGGGCAGAGGAAGCCGUGUCACAUUUACCGUCUAGUGUCUGACUUCACUUUAGAGAAAAAGAUUUAUGAUCGGCAAAUCUCCAAGCAGGGGAUGUCUGACCGUGUGGUUGAUGAUCUAAACCCGGAGAUGAACUUUACCCGCCGGGAAGUGGAAAACCUACUGCAUUUUGUGGAAGAGGAACCAGACUCUUCACGUCAGAACCUGGACCAUUCCAGCUUUAAUGAGACCGUCCUGCAGAAGGCCUGCCUUCUGUACCCCCAUCUCAUCACCAAGGAGCCCUUUCAGCACGAGUCGCUACUCCUGGACCGAAAAGAGCAAAAGUUAACCGCGUCGGAGAAAAAGGCUGCAAAACGCGGGUAUGAAGAGGAGAAAAGGGCAUCCGUGCCCUAUACACGGCCUUCUUACACACAGUACUACCCGGCACCAGACCAUAGCUUGACAAACAUCCCGGCCUUCAGCCAGAGGAACUGGCGCCCACUGCUGAAGGGCGAUGACAGACCCGUGGCAAGCGUGCGGCCCCUGCAAUCUACACCCAUUCCCAUGAUGCCUCGCCACGCUCCUAUGAACCACGCGGGGUCUGCAUCACACUCGAGUCACAACUUUAAUUUUCCUGUCAACUACUUGCAAAGAGCAGGGGUCCUGGUGCAGAAAGUUGUCACCACAACAGACAUUGUUAUUCCGGGAAUGACCACUUCGACCGAUGUACAGGCACGGAUCAGCGCAGGUGAAAGUAUUCACGUCAUUCGUGGCACAAAAGGAACUUAUAUUCGCACCAGCGAUGGACGAAUUUUUGCUAUUCGGGCAGGUGGGAAACAGAAGAGUGGGGAAUCAAGGCGUACAUCCACUUCGGGAGCUCAGGGAUCUUCGGGUUCAUACCUGAGUAAUGGCCGGCAUGCUAGUUCCAGUCCUUCUCAAGAAGCGGAUGAUCAGUCUCGACCCUUUUCACCAGACAGUCCUGAGAUCCUGAGUGAAUUGCAGCAGUAUGCAGAGGCAGGGGCUGCACGUGGUUCACACACUGCCCCCCAGAACAUAAACCCAAACCACCAUCCCCAAGGUCUGGACCAGGCUCAAAAACUGCAGCCUAGAAAGCGUAAAGAACCCCCUGAUCAAUCAAAUCGCUGGCACCAUAAUAAGAGGCCGCCGUUCGCACAGCUGGGAUAUGCCAAUGCAGGAGGAUUUGGAAUGUCGUCGCCUCCUCUGAAUCACAGUUUAUCCCGGCCUGCAAACUCUGCGUACAUGGGAGCGAGCAGUGGCUCAAACCACUUCCAGCUGCCUUCGUUGCUCUCUGAUCCACAAAUAGGCCUUCCACUGGUUCCGGACACUCUGCUAACCCCCUCCUCGGGCGCUUCCUCUAACCCUACCAGUGCGCCCCCAUAUCUUUUACCCCCUGGUUAUGGACUCCCUUUCACACAGCCGUUAUUGCCCCAAACUCGGAUGUUCGCCCCUUUCCCAUCUCCACUGCUCAGCCGAGGACUUCCCACUAGCAACCCAGCCUCUAAUUUUCCUGGCUACCUCUCACCCCAAUCUGACUACCAGGGUCUCUCACUUGGUAGCACCUCCCGGACCCUCCAGACAGGGGAGGCAGAGGUAGGUUCCAGCGAAGAGGAUGGGAGGGAUGACGAUGUGGUGGAGGUAACAGGGCAGUAGAUAACUACAGAUAAAAACUAUGGAGUUGAGGGGUGCUGCACGUGGCUCUGUGUCACUACGCUUGUGUCCUGUAAACAAUCUGCUUUCCAUCUAUCAUGUGGGUGUUCAAGGCUAAAUGCUUAUGUGUGGAGCAAAAGCCAUGGACAAGAUAGCCACCUAGAAAAUGGUGAAGGGCCACCAUGCACAGGAACCAGCAGUCAUUCCAAGAGGAGAGAAUAAUGGUAUGGUGUACCAGAUAUGAUCAUCCCUAACAAUCUGCAGCCUCUAGAAAACUUUGGCGUCCUCCAUACACGGCACAAGAGGCUUUUUUGAACUUCAAAAUUGACCUUUGUCCCCUCCUACCUAACUUGUUUGAUAAUGUUAUUUUGGAUCGGUCCCAUCUUAGACUCGACGUGUCUAAUCAUUGGAAAAGAGUCCAUCUUUGUCAGCCUGAGUAUCUUCGGUCUUUCGGUUUGUAGCAAGGUCUGGUUUGUUGUAGGGUAUUCUACAAUGCAAUGCCAUCAGCUUUUACUCACGCUAAGUGACCCAUGCUCAAAAAAAAUGAAGGCCCACUUUCGGGUCUGAAACUUGUCAGACUUCUGUAACUAUUGUAUCAUGUGAGGCAAGGAGAACAUAUAUGAGAGCAAUCUGGACUCCGUAACGCUGAGGUAUGUUGGUUGUCCACCUGAAAAGAGGCAGGUAUCUUCCAUAUGAAAGGAAGAGAACCCUACUAUUAUUCUUUGCUAUCAUUCAGGUGAUCGGGUUCUUGUACAGCAGGGUGCUAAUCUGGCGUAUCCAUAGGGAAGCUUCCGUUAGGAACAAAUCCAUUUAUUUUCUCUCUCUCGUCAAUGAAAGGUUGAACGCCUGUAGGCUGUUCCCUUGAUGGGGAUUAGUAAUUUGACCCAUUAUAUAUUUUUUAACGUUAUUGUUUAUUUACAAAAAUCAUUCUUUUGAUAUUGUACAUCAAAUGUUCAGUGAGAGGUUAGAAUGCUGGACUGCACUGAUCGGAGUUUAAAGUCCCACGCAGGAGUGAAUGUUCAGAUACUCAGAGGUCGGUGAGUCUGUGUAGUACAUGUCAGACUAUAUUAAUGGCAGCGCGUAGAACGGGGUUUGUGACAUUUUACUGUGAAGUGAUAUAUAUAUAAAAAGCAGCUGAUCUGCUUUUCCAGGCCUACAGUGCUUUGAGAUGCAUGGUGUUCUCUUCAUCGACCAAAAGUAAAAAGCAUUUUGGUUGGUGAUGGUUCCUGCAAAAAAAAAGAGCGUGUCAAUCAAUUGAGAGAUCUGAACUAUGUGUUCUUUGUGAAAAUAAGAGCCUUACUGAUCAGGCUGUAUGGCCAUCCUUUUGUGUGAAUGGAAGCCAUGCUAAACAUCAUAGAUUAUGUCAGAUCGUCCUAUCCAUAUUCUGCUUCAUUCAGUUUUGUUUGAGAAAAAAAAAAAAUUAUAUUUUUUUGACAUCUAGAAAAACCCUCAAAUGAGAGAGUUGGCUGCUACAUUGAAAACUGAUAGUUAAAAGAAAAAAUGCUUACAAGAGAUUAAGUUGUUCCUUAAUCAAUUAUUCUGUUGUACACGGUUACUCUUGAUCAAAUGUCGAUGAGGAAUAUUAUUUCUAGGUGUCUCCCAAAGAGAUGCAUGGAACCUGAUGCAGAGAACAGCGUGGUUUGGUGGGUCCACAACCACAAUAUGUCGUCGUUUUAUUACGGGAACCUUAUUGCAGCCUUUAUAGACACGGCCGUCACCUUGCGCAAGUUCCUGCUGGGUAUCUUCAGGUGACUGAAUUUUAUAAAUUCAUAGUAGGGCGGAAGGAUAACCUACUAUUAACUCCCUCUAUUUUGUAAAAUGCAACUUAUAGGGAUUUUAAAGACGGCGGCUGUGAAAGUCUAUUGCGUUCAGUGAUUACAAUGCGAUGAGAUAAGACGAUGCUUCUUUUCAUCAGGACAGGGAUCCCUCACACCAGCUCUCUUUAGUAUAGUUACCCUUUAGAUCGCAAGCCUCUCUGGGUUAGGAUAGUAAACAUCGAGCACAAUCAAGGCCAAGUUCAUGUGUCGUUGGGAGACUGCAUGAGUUGCGUUACUAGAGACUCUUUGGAAUAUCAGGACAGUUAUUCGUUGCGGGGACGGUCACCUGUUUAUAAAUAUCCUAUUUAUUUCUACUUUCUUGUGUCCCAUGUCAUUUUUUAAAAAAACAAACAUAUAUAUGGAAAAAAUAAAGACAAGUUACUCGAGGAUGUCAUGUCGAUAAGGCUAAAUGACUACCUUUUUUUUUGUAAAAUAAAUGUUAAAUCUGAGAAAAUGGAACAAAAAAA
Spea bombifrons (plains spadefoot toad) is the source of this 6771-nucleotide messenger RNA. RefSeq names its product RAD54 like 2 (gene RAD54L2). Gene Ontology annotation, molecular function: ATP-dependent chromatin remodeler activity; ATP binding; ATP hydrolysis activity. The transcript is spliced from 23 exons. Gene Ontology annotation, cellular component: nucleus. The record is from RefSeq and is a predicted model, not a curated record. The coding region runs from base 294 to 4490 and encodes 1398 amino acids. NCBI's taxonomy places the organism in Eukaryota, Metazoa, Chordata, Amphibia, Anura, Pelobatidae.